Molecule: messenger RNA, 2709 nt
Organism: Pelagomonas calceolata
Lineage: Eukaryota; Pelagophyceae; Pelagomonadales; Pelagomonadaceae
Source: the annotation of a GenBank genome assembly
AUGACGCUCAGGAAGCGGCGGCGCGCGGCCACGUUGCUGGCCGCGCUCGCUGCCACGAGCAGCGCAUUCGUCACCGCGCCGCGACGGCCGCAAAAACUGCCGCCGACGAUGAUCGGUGGCCGCGCCGCCGCGGCCGCGUCGGGCCUGCGGCGGCGCCUCGUGCCCUGGCGACGAAACACCGCGCCGCGAACCACCGCGCCGCGCGCCGCCGCCGCUAGUAACGAGCGGCCGCGGCGAAAACGCCGCAAAGCCGCCGCCGCGGCCCUCGCGGCCCUUUCCGCAUUGUGGUGCUUUAGAGGAACGGCAGCAGCCGCGACGGUCGAAGGAGCAAAAACGUUAAUCGAGAAGACGGCGUCGGACGUGGGGUUAGGUGAAUCUUUGAAGGCUCUGGCUAUCGCCGGGCCGCGACGCGACGCCCUCGCAUUACUACUCGCGACGGCGACAGUAGUGCCACUGGCCAAACUUGUCGGUUUAUCACCGAUCCUGGGCUUCCUGGCGACGGGCGUCUACCUGGGACCGUCGGGGCGGAACUUCAUCUCGAGUAUGCACCAGACGGAAAUCCUCGGAGAGUUAGGAGUGGUCUUCUUCCUGUUCGAGAUGGGUUUGGAAUUGUCCGUAGCGAAGAUCGGCGCCAUGCGGACCGAGAUUUUUGGAUUAGGCUUGGCCCAGUUCCUGGCUACUACGGCGGUGCUCGCCAAGGGCGCGCAGGUUGUCGGUAAUUGUGUAGCGUCGCCCUUCUCCACGCCGGCGUCCAUCGCCGUCGGCGGUGCCCUAGCUUUAUCUUCGUCGGCCUUCGUGCUGCAGCUCCUCAAAGAUAAUGAAGAUUCAGGGACUUCUCACGGCCGCGCGUCGCUCGGUGUCCUCCUACUCCAGGACUUGGCGGUCGUGCCUCUCCUCGUACUCGUACCGUUGUUGGCGUCGGGCGACGGUGGUCUCAAAUUAGCAGGAGCAUUAGCUGCAUCAUUAGGCAAAGCCGUCUUCGCGGUCGCCUCGGUCGAGGUCGUCGGAAAGCGCCUGUGCAACAUGUUGUUUGAUAGGGCCAAGCGCUCUAGAUCGCAAGAAGCCUUCUUAUCUGUCGUUUUGCUGAGUGUGCUCGGCAUCUCAGCUUUUACGGAGGCUGUCGGACUCAGCGCGACUCUCGGAGCCUUCCUGGCCGGUGUCUCGCUCGCGGAGACGGCCUACGCCAAUCAAGUCGAGGCGUCCGUGGCGCCGUUACGAGGGCUGUUACUGGGAUUGUUCUUCGUUACUGUAGGAUUCAGCAUAGACGUCUCAUUGUUAGCGGCACAGCCUCUAAGGAUGUUGGGACUAGCUGGAGGACUAGUAGCCUUGAAAGCCGUCACGCUAACAGCUCUAGGCAAACUCCUGAAACUGUCGACACCAACAGCUUUAAGGACAGGUGCUCUAUGUGCCCAGAGCGGCGAAUUCGCGUUUGUGGCCUUUGGCCUCGCAAAAAAACUUAAUCUGAUCAGUGCGGGCCAGAAUCGGGUCCUGUUGACGACCGUGGCCAUGUCCAUGGCCGCGACGCCCUUUGUGGCCCAGCUGGGAGAUACGAUCGCCAAGUCACAAGCCUCGCCGGUCGCAGAUAACUCGACGGCAGACCUGGACCGGUUCCGGGAUGCUGUUUUGAACGUACCUACUUCUGCGGAUGACGAGUUCGCCCAGGAUCUGGCGAGACGAGUGAAGAUGAAGGACGUCGUCGUCGUGUUGGGGUAUGGAGCUAUAGGUAAGGUAGUUUGUGAGAUGCUGGACGCUAAAUUAACGAGGUACGUCGUCCUCGAGAAGGACGCGCAGAAGGCGGAGCAGGCGCGCUCGGCGGGUAGGCCCGUGUUCCAGGGUGAUGCGACGGACGCGGACGUCCUUGAUUCGUACAUGGCGGGCGACGCUCGACUUGUGGUCGCUGCCAUCGCCGAUGCGAGGGCGUGUACGGCCGCCGUCGUCGCUCUGAAGCGGAAGAACGCGCGAUUGCCCAUCCUGGCGCGGGCGGCGGACGCGCAGCACCGACGACGACUGGCAAGGUUGCCGAACGUCCAAGCGGUCGUCCCGACCAUACAAAGCGACUCGAAACUACUCUCGCUACCGUUCGGCGGCGCCGUUUUGAGGGGCCUAGGCUUCAGAGCGGAUGACGUCGAUAUGCUCAUCGAGGAGAACCGGCGGACGGCCCUCGGCUUCUUCGACGAGGGCGUGAGCACGCCGGCCAAGCCCAAGAAGGCUCCGGAGAAGGAGCCCGCGCCGGUGGAGGAGGCCGUGGCCGAGGAGGAACCCGAGGAGGAGGAGGAGCCCGUGCAGGACGAGCCGAAGAGCCUCAUGGAGGAGGUCGGCGUCGAGGAGACGGUCGUGCGAGAGGAGCCCAAGAACGCUACUGUCGUCGCGGAGGAUCCGGAGCCGGAGCCCGUCGUGGAGGCGCCGGUGGAGAAGAAGCCCGGUUCCCUCGAGGCGCAACGCGCGGCGCUGUCGACGAUCGCGGAGCUGCAGCGCGAGGCGUUCUUCGCGGCCGACGCUCGGGCUGAAGAGCUGCUGGAUGCGAACUCGACGGUCCUGAACGCGACGCGCGCGGUCAUCGAAACCUCGGAGAUCCUCGCGGGACUCGACGACGACCAGUGCACGGUCAUGAGCAAUGGCGAUAGUGCUGAGAACGCUACCGAGCUCGCCGAAUUCAUCGAGGAGGAGGUCGCGGCGACGGAUAGGUGAUAUUAAGUUUAAAUAGUUAUA